AUGAUGGUGGUGCCUGGGAAUGCCCCGCUCAUACAGCAGGAUCAUGCUCUGGAGCCUGACUUAGGACGAGACUCAACGGAGAACUCUGCCAUGGGCCCCGACACGGAGCCGACCUCCGAGGAGGUUGGCCCGGAGCUGGCGGAGGUGCGAAAGCUGCGGGAGCUGGUGAGGAGGCUGGAGAUCGGGAAUCAGCACCCCAGAACGAAGAGUAGCAGGAGCAUGCUUGGGACGAACGUGCAGAGUGAGAUCCGUGCUGGUGUGGAUAACCACGGCUCUGGUCUUAAUGGAAUGGAAAUUAAUAAUAGCAUCAAUGCGAUCACUGAGAAGCAGGAAUUGCAAAUCAUGGCAGAUCUGCACAACCAGUUAAGCAAAAUGAGGAAAGAGGAAGGGGAGAACAACUGCUUAAAAAAAGACAUAGAUGCCCAAAUGCUAUAUAGUUGCAACAGUGCCACGGAGGAAUUGUCUUCCAGCAUGCGUAAGGCGGGAAUGAAGAGCGAUGAUAACAUGAGAUGUCCUUCACGUAUGGAUACAAGUGACAGCACAGAGCUUAUGGGAAACUUGGUCAUUGCGAGUAUCGAUUCCUCGGUUAAAACAAAUGAACACGAUCCCAAUGAAAAGUGUGGAGAUGUAGAAAGUCUUUCGAAUAAUGCAGAUCUGGAUGAAGUGAAAGUGUUAGAACUUGAAAACUGCAAUGAAGAGGAAGAUAGCUGGCUCUAUGUGUCCCCAAGAAAAUCUACUACAGAUCAGAAACCAGACUCGCCUUUAAAAUGGUGCCGACAGGUGUUGGAUAAUCCCAGUCCCGAGACAGAAGCAGCCUGCCGAACUCUUAUGAACAGACUUGAUCAAGGUACGUAAACUGUCAGCACUGCUUCUUCAAAU
Cariama cristata (Red-legged seriema) is the source of this 879-nucleotide messenger RNA. Its product is annotated as SLAIN motif-containing protein-like. Gene Ontology annotation, biological process: cytoplasmic microtubule organization; positive regulation of microtubule polymerization; microtubule nucleation. The transcript is spliced from 2 exons. Gene Ontology annotation, cellular component: microtubule plus-end. Lineage: Eukaryota; Metazoa; Chordata; Aves; Cariamiformes; Cariamidae. The record is from RefSeq and is a predicted model, not a curated record. The annotation marks the transcript as partial.